This is a messenger RNA of Jatropha curcas, 1341 nucleotides long. The record is from RefSeq and is a predicted model, not a curated record. NCBI's taxonomy places the organism in Eukaryota, Viridiplantae, Streptophyta, Magnoliopsida, Malpighiales, Euphorbiaceae.
AUGAGGGGUAGUUGUUUAGGUUUUGUUGUUGUUGUGGGACCUAACGGGAUUGAGAUUGACCCAGACAAAAUAAAAGCCAUUCAAGACAUGGAACCACCUAGAACAGAGCGUCAGGUGAGAAGCUUCUUUGGGAAGAUCCAGUACAUCAGCAGGUUCAUUUCUAGAUUAUCCAUUACUUGUGCUCUGAUAUUCAAGUUGCUUAGGAAGGAUCAGCCGGUCAAAUGGAACAAGGAUUGUCAAAAGGCCUUUGACCAUAUAAAGGAGUACUUGAUGAAUCCACCAGUGUUAAGCUCUCCUAGACCAGGAGAACCUUUGAUUCUGUACUUGUCUGUUACUUGUCUGGAGAGAUGCAGGAGUAUGGACCCAAAUGUUGGUCACCAAACCAAGACAUUGCUGAGUAGAAAAGAGCAUCUAUUACAUCAGCAAGAAAUACUGCCUAUUGAGGAGAGUACAAUUAUUGAUAGAAGAAGACUGGAUGGCCAGUUGGUAUGGUCGUAUCAAGAAGCUGAGGGCCUUUUAUUUCGAAUUCUUUCAGCGGCCCACCUUUUGCUUUCUAAAAUUGAUUCCUAUGAAGUAAUCCUCAGGAAAACACCUUACUCUAAAAGUGUAGAUGCAGAGUUUGUCAUGAAGAAGACGGUCAAAGGUCGGGUUGUUGCAGAAUUCCUGGCUGAGAAUCCCAUUGCAGAUGAUGAACCUUGGGAACUAGAAUUUCCAGAUGAACACUUGCUGUGCGUUGAAACAGGGGUUUGGAAACUAUACUUUGACGGAUCGGCCAAUAGAAAUGGAACUGGCACCGGUGUCGUGAUAGAAGCACCCAAUGGCAAGGUGACAAUAAUGUGCAAAAGGUUGUUGUUCUCAGUCACCAAUAAUAUGGUGGAGUAUGAAGCGUGUAUAAUGGGAAUUGAAUCUCUUCUUGCAACAGGUGCUAAGGAGGUUGAGAAAGCAGCACUCUUUGACAAGAUCACUUUUACUCACAAAGGUAGGACUCAUAACAGAAUCCCGAAUGCUUUGGCAAAUCUAGCCUCAGCGUGGCAAGAUUUGAAUAAGCUUCCAAAGAAGCCAUUUAUCAUUACCGCAGCAAAUAUCCCAUGCUAUGAAGAACAUUUUGUGAAUCAGGUUGGGUCAGAGGAAGAACCUUGGUUUACGGAUAUUCUGCGGUACAUGAAAGAUGGAACCUUCUCUGAUGAUGCAACAAAAGAAGAUCGAUCUGUUCUACAAAAGAUGGCUUUGAACUAUGUCCUAGCCGAUGGUGAACUGUAUAGGAGAGCUUGGGAUGGAAUGCUGCUAAGAUGCGUAGACAAGAAAGAAGGAGAAGAGAUAAUGAAGAAGAAUGCCUGCUAA